Cygnus olor (mute swan) is the source of this 2476-nucleotide messenger RNA. RefSeq names its product neuroglobin (gene NGB). The transcript is spliced from 4 exons. The record is from RefSeq and is a predicted model, not a curated record. Gene Ontology annotation, molecular function: oxygen binding; heme binding. The coding region runs from base 41 to 523 and encodes 160 amino acids. Lineage: Eukaryota; Metazoa; Chordata; Aves; Anseriformes; Anatidae.
AGGGGCAGCUCCCCCCGGCGGGCCCUUCCCCGCCCCCGCCAUGGCGAGCGGGAUGCUGUCAGGCGCGCAGCGGGCGCUGAUCCGAGAGAGCUGGCGGCGGGUGAGCGGCAGCCCGGUGCAGCACGGCCUCGUCCUCUUCUCCAGGUUGUUUGAUCUGGACCCUGACCUGUUGCCCCUUUUCCAGUACAACUGCAAGCAGUUUGCCAGCCCCCAGGAGUGCCUGUCCGCCCCCGAGUUCCUGGAUCACGUUAGGAAGGUGAUGCUGGUGAUUGAUGCGGCCGUGAGCCACCUGGAGAACUUGCCCUGCCUGGAAGAAUAUCUCUGCAACCUUGGCAAGAAGCAUCAGGCAAUCGGUGUGAAGGUUGAGUCUUUCUCGACCGUCGGCGAGUCCUUGCUGUACAUGCUGGAGAAAUGCCUCGGCGCUGCCUUCAGCCCGGAUGUGCGGGAGGCUUGGACCAAACUCUAUGGUGCUGUGGUGAAAGCCAUGCGGCGCGGCUGGGAGCCCCUCCCGGAAGGGGACUAGCCCAGCCAGCCUUCCCCGCCGCUGCCCUCGCAGCAGCCCUGUGCGGGGCAGGCGCUCACCUUCUCUCUGCCUCUCUCCGUCUUUCUCUGUGCACCAGCCCAUCUCCAUCUCCUCCAGCCACGUGUGCUUCAGGUCUCUCUCGGUAAUCCUGCCUUGCUUUGACACGACCACAUCUCUGCCUUUGCUGAUGGCCAGUAGGGUAUUUCUCCGCAGGGAAGCAUGGGAGCGACGCGGCACAGGUCCUCUGCCCUGCCCCAGGUUCCUCGGGGCCAGCUGGAGCACCAGCGCUGGUGUCUGUGCUCUGGUCUUCAGCUGGCUCCCCUCCCCUCCUCUCGCUGCCCACCCUAGUUAGAUGACAGCUGGAGGUGUCCUCAGAGGCUCAUUUGCCUGAGAUCCUCUUUGCUGUGCUCGAGACCUGCCGAGGCUGUCACCGCUCGCUUCUUGUGCACGGCUGUGCCCGCUUCAGCUGUGCAGGCGGCGGCUGGCUCGGCUCACUGCAGGGGCAGGGGUGGGUGCGGCCGUGUUGGGCAGCAGAGGCAGGAGCUGGCCGUGCAGUGCUGCCAUCCUUCCCCGUCCCUGCGGCGAGCUUUUACCUGCUCUCCUCACCCAGGUGUUGCUCCUGGUCCAUCCUGGUGCUCUCCCCGCUGGGUGGCACCCAGGGUCUUUCCCUGUGUAAGGUCGGUCACAGCUUACUGUGUCUCCUAGGGAUGUUUCAAGCAGUGGGGUCACGUUAAUGCCAAGGUAGGGCUGCUCUUAGCAGGUGUGGGCUGCUGUCUGGAAAGAUUUCUGUCUGCUUGGCUGGUUGGUUUUAACCCGAGAGCCCGCUGAAAUGCAGCAGCAGUGGUGGCUAUUUAAUGCUUUGUAUUGAGGAGAAUAAAGUAAAUACAAGAAACAAUGUCUUAGAAUAAAAAUGAAGGUUGCAAUCAUGUCAUGGCAACGGCUUCCAGAAAUGAUUCUGGCUCUCGGCCAGAGGAAGCAUAGCUGGAAUUUCUCUGCUGAUGCUGUCGGGACCUGGAGUGCUUCCCAGCUGCACACAAUGCCCAUCUGCAGAGCUUCCUCACCCUUCGGAAAUAACUCCCGCCGUACUUGAGACACAGCCACUUCAGGGUGGAGAAGGUGCCCCGUUAGCCGUGUGCAGCAGAGCUGCGUUAGGGCAGGAGCAAGAAUAAAGCACCUGCUGGAAGAAAUCCAAGGAAACGGCUGAGAGGCAGAGCCUGAUGGCUCUGCUGGGAGCUGAACUUGAGUGCUUUGGAGAAGAGGCCACCUUUAUGGGCAAGCUGCUGUGGAACUGGCAGAGCUGUGUUUCCAGCUGUCACUAGCCCCCAGGAUAUGGAGCAAGUCUUCAUCUACAGGCAGCUCCCUUUGCUGCUCCUUCAGGGCCGGAGGAGCUUGGCAUUCAGGGCUGCGCCGUCCUGCUCUAGUGACAUGUUUUGUCUGCACUGAAGUGUCUCUCCCUGGGGCAAGAUGGGGGAGCAGAGAGGUGUCUCAGCACAGCCACCCGUGCCAUCUUUGCUGUCCUCCCCCUGGUAGCAGGCUGUGCUCCUGCAGGCCCAUGGCAUGGUGUUGCGCAUCCUCCCCCAUGGCCCUCUGUCACCUGGCCCCGGUGGGGCCUGCAGCUUCCUCCCCGCUCUGGUCCGGGAACCAGGGAUGGAGGAGCUGGGGGGGAAGCGCUGGUACGGGGCAGCAGGGACUGGGGAUGGGGACGUCCCCUCUGCAGCCCUCAGCAUCACAGGGAGGAUCCUUCUGGCUCCACGUGGCACGUAGGCAGGUGGGUGAUGGAUGGGGUGCGUGCCGCUGCACCAAGUGAUCCCCUCUUCCUCUAGCUUUCCCAGCUCCUUGACUUCUCUUCUGUACCACGUUUUGUGUAACGCCUAGGAGAAAUAAACUAGUCCGUGUGCCUCUUAUACCCAGCUGUACUGUUCAAUAAAGAACAACAGUGAGCCUCUGCCCUUU